AUGAGCAUAGAUGCGAUCACAGCCACGGCCACCAUCCUACAGAGUCGUCCCCCAACCCCUUCACAACUGCAUGUUGGCAAAGACGACCUUGUCAACGAAACCGCGUAUCCAGACCCCAAACGCUUCCAAACAAUCGACCUAGACUUCACAGCUCGCGGCACAUGGGUGCAAGCAAAGGAAAAGGCCGUUCUCGGACCAUACGACUACAUCGCUUCGAGACCAGGAAAGCAGUUCCGCACCAUGCUGCUCGAGGCAUUCAAUGUCUGGCUUGAUGUCCCAUGUGCAAGUAUGGAGGUUAUCAACAAUGUCAUCCGCAUGCUACACACCUCGUCCCUCCUCAUUGACGACAUCCAAGAUAACUCGGUGCUGCGGCGCGGACAGCCCGUGGCGCAUAGCGUUUUCGGUAUUGCGCAGACGAUCAAUGCGGCGAAUUAUGUGUAUUUCCAUGCACUGCGGGAGUUGCAGAAAUUGAAUAACCGCGCUGCUGCUGUUGAUAUCUUCACGGAGGAAUUGCUCUCUCUGCAUCAGGGCCAGGGGAUGGACUUGCUUUGGAGAGAUACCCUCACUUGUCCUAGUGAGGAGGAUUAUCUGGAGAUGAUUGCCAAUAAGACCGGGGGGUUAUUCCGGCUUGCUAUAAAACUGAUGCAGGCCGAGUCUGCUGCUCGUGUUGACUGCCUCCCACUUGUUCAGAUCCUCGGUGUCAUCUUCCAGAUUGCGGACGAUUAUAGAAAUCUGACGGAUGUCGAUUACACGGCGACGAAAGGGUUCUGUGAGGAUCUUACCGAGGGGAAGUUCUCUUUCCCUGUGAUUCAUAGUAUCUUGGCCGAUACGGCGAAUACGCAGCUGCUGCACAUUCUGGCUGGGAAGCCUACCAGUGUCGAUAUUAAACGGUGCGCGGUGGACUAUAUCAGGAGUACGGGGAGCUUUGAGUAUACGGAGCAGGUUGUAGGGUUGUUGAUGGAGCGAGCAAGAGCUGCUGUAGAUGCGAUCGAUCAGGCUUGUGGAACGAAGAACAAGGGCAUCUAUGCGCUAUUGGACAGGUUGGCUUUGAAGAGGAGGUUCAAGUCCCAUGAGCUGUGA
Aspergillus versicolor CBS 583.65 is the source of this 1080-nucleotide messenger RNA. Its product is annotated as FPP/GGPP synthase family protein. The transcript is spliced from 2 exons. The coding region runs from base 1 to 1080 and encodes 359 amino acids. The record is from RefSeq and is a predicted model, not a curated record. Gene Ontology annotation, molecular function: prenyltransferase activity. Lineage: Eukaryota; Fungi; Ascomycota; Eurotiomycetes; Eurotiales; Aspergillaceae. Gene Ontology annotation, biological process: isoprenoid biosynthetic process.